Molecule: messenger RNA, 1524 nt
Organism: Sodiomyces alkalinus F11
Lineage: Eukaryota; Fungi; Ascomycota; Sordariomycetes; Glomerellales; Plectosphaerellaceae
Product: FAD dependent oxidoreductase
Exons: 3
Coding region: 1-1524 (507 amino acids)
Cellular component (GO): cytoplasm
Molecular function (GO): oxidoreductase activity
Source: RefSeq, a predicted model, not a curated record
AUGCCGCUAAUAGAUAUCAAGUACGGUACAGGGGAUGCGGAACUCCCUGUGCUGCGUAGUCUCUGGCAGACCCCACCGGCCGACAUCGCCGAGUUCCAGUCGCCAGAGCUGCCAGCUGCGACCGACAUCGUCAUCGUCGGAAGCGGAAUUACAGGCGCUGCCGCUGCGUGGAAUCUUCUUAGUCGAGUGGAGCCAGCGGACCAAGAAAGCCACAAUGCCGGGCUAGUGAACCACGCCACGCCGCAGCGCGUCGCUGACCAAACCCACGAACCCAGCCGCGUCGUCAUGCUCGAGGCCAGGGAGGCAUGCUCUGGCGCCACGGGCCGGAACGGUGGUCAUACCAAAGCGGCGUCCUACCGCUCCUUCCUUGCCCACGCCGAUGCACUCGGGAGCACGGAGGCGGCCUGCCAGAUAGCGCGGAUGGAGCUGGCCAACAUUCGAGCCGUCCACUCCUUUGCCAGGGAUCACGGCAUCGAUUGCGAGAGCCGGUCCUGCGGGACCGUCGACGCUAUCUACGACCCGGACCAGUGGGCGCACGCCCAUAAAGCGGCUGAAGCCAUGACGAAAGCCAUGCCGGGGGAGGACGCGUCUCGCUACGCGUUCCAUACCCCGGAGGAGCUUCGUGAGCGGUUCCAUCUCGGAGAAGGCGAAGUCUGCGGCGGCGUGGAAUACGAAGCGGGAAGCAUUUCGGCUUACCGAUUUACCAUUGGCGUGCUAAAGCUGUGUCUAGAGAGAGGCCUCAACCUGCAGACAUUCACGCCCGCAACGCGGAUAUCCGCCAUGGAGGAAGCGGACGAUGAGGGGCAUCGAUGGGUGGUUGAGACCCCACGCGGCUCUAUCGUCGCGAAGGAAGUGGUUCUGGCCACCAACGGGUACACCGCCGCAGUGGAGCCCCGGUUCCAGGGCGUCAUUGUCCCCUUGAGGGGCCAGAUCACAGCCCACCGUCCUGGGUCCGGUAUGCCGAAGGAGGGAUUGCAGGCGACGUACAGCUUCAUUUACCGGGAUGGGUACGAGUACAUGGUGCCCAAGGCAGAGCGAACCAGCCACGCUGGCGACAUCGUUAUGGGCGGGGGGCUGGUGAAAGCACCCGACUUGGGCCUCGACGAGUAUGGCACAACUGAUGACUCGGAGUUGAAUCCUAUCAUCAGCCACUAUCUGCACGGAACCACGCCUCGCUACUUCGGGUCCAAGUGGGGAAAGGACCACCCGGACGGGCGUAUCCGCAGUGAGUGGACUGGCAUCAUGGGAUUCAGCCCUGACGGCUUCCCCUUCGUUGGCGAGAUGCCCGCCCGGCCGGGUCUAUGGGUUUCUGCCGGUUUCCAGGGCCAUGGGAUGGUCUUGUGCUGGCUAUGCGGCAAGGCGCUCACGGAAAUGAUGGCGGGUCGCGAUGGCGAGGAGCUGAGGGCUUGGUUUCCGAGCGCUUUUCGAGUGAGCGAGGAGCGUUUGCUGAGACGAUUCGACGGGGUCCAGCAUACGCCAGUCGGUUCUCGCACAGGCCCGAGACAUGAAAUGAGAGAGGAGUAG